UAUUCUCUUGCUCCAGUCUUCCCUUUCUCUUACAUCAAUCAACAAACAUAUCAAGUUAUUUUCGAAAUUCAUAUCCUUUAAACGUUAUAGAUAAACUCAGUAACAACAUUAGCCAGCAAUGAACCCAAAUUCUAACCCCAAUGGCUAAUAGUACCAAACUUUUCGGCCGCGACCUAGAAUCGCUGACCAGCUUUGGUGAUGGUCGAAAUUGCACAUCCGAUGGAGCUCUAUCUACUGCAAUAGAGCCUCUCGAGUUCCCGGAGCCCGUACGAUGGCGUCGCCGCGCGAGAUUCACGGAUCUGGUGGCGUUAAUAUCACGACGAGUACAAAACAAUCAUUUCCGAACGAAGCUACGAAGGCGAAUCUGGUUCCUCAUAGUAGGCUAUCUAUCCCUUGUAGGUCUAGUUCACGUUUUAAGUGAUGUCUUACAAACACAUUUUCCCGAUGACAUGGAUUCAAUCGUUCAUCGGUGGGUUGAUAUCACCGCCACAACAAUUGGUGUUGGGUAUUGGCUUUCCGACGCAACACAGGAUGUUCAUCCUGUACGUUGCCACUCGCACAACGACUAUUGGAGAACCAAGCCGCUGUUUAGUGCCAUUGCUGCUGGCUGUCCAAGCGUAGAAGCCGACGUAUGGUAUCGGGAUGAUGACUUGUACGUGGGUCAUCGUCAAUUUCAGCUACGCUCGAACCGCACUCUUCGGAGUUUAUAUAUCGAUCCGCUGAUUGACAUUCUUGAGCAACAAAAUGGCUUCUUCCCGUGUGAACGAGGACGAGACUGUGCCUCGCGUUUGCCCACUAACCAACCACUCGUUGGGGUCUUCAGUUCUGACCCUGAGCAACCACUGGUUUUGCUCAUCGACUUCAAAACCCCGGGAGAGGCGACAUGGCGAGAGAUUCAAAUGCAACUGAAGCCACUGCGGGAGCGGAAUCUGCUCACUUACUUCAAUGGCACGGCCAUUAUUCCCGGCCCCGUUAUUGUUGUUGGAUCAGGCUACGCUCAAUUUGACGAUCUGACUAAAAACGACACCUACCGUGACGUUUUUUACGAUGCACCGUUGGAGCUGCUGGCCGACAAGUCCGCCAAAUGGCCAAACCCCAAUCGAGCUCAGGCUGGAACUCUCGGGGCAUAUAGCAGUGACAUCGAUCAAGCGCCAGAACAUGACCGUCCUGGAUCAAAGCGACUCCAGUCGGACUCCACCAUCGGUAGUGAGACACCGUACAGCUACGCCCCUUCCAAUAGCUACUAUGCCUCGGCAAGCUUCAAAAAAGCGGUUGGGCAUGUAUGGGGGUCGCGUCUGACGCAAGAGCAGCUGCAACUCAUUCGAGCCCAAGUCCGAGGGGCGCAUCGGUUAGGUCUGAAGGCUAGGUAUUGGGGUGUACCGGCAUGGCCAAUUGGGCUAAGGAAUCACAUUUGGCAUAUUCUAAUUAGAGAGGGUGUAGAUAUGCUCAGUGUAGAUAACUUGCGGCAAGCAACCACAUGGGACUGGAGACGGAAGAAGGGGUUGAUAUAAUCUAUAUCCACUACUAAAACACUUUCGCUCAGACACAUUAUAUAUCUACAUAGAGUGCGAAGUUUACGGCACUUUUACUUAGUAAGAUAUUCAAUAUCGUAAAACCCA
This is a messenger RNA of Fusarium redolens, 1619 nucleotides long. RefSeq lists its product as uncharacterized. The record is from RefSeq and is a predicted model, not a curated record. Gene Ontology annotation, molecular function: phosphoric diester hydrolase activity. Lineage: Eukaryota; Fungi; Ascomycota; Sordariomycetes; Hypocreales; Nectriaceae. The transcript has 2 exons. Bases 141 to 1511 code for a protein of 456 amino acids. Gene Ontology annotation, biological process: lipid metabolic process.